UUCAACAUUUAAUUUACCUCUAUCCCAUAGCAUAUACACAAAAAAAAAAGAAAAGCUCCAAAUUCCCCAAAACUUCUUCUCAUGGGAAACAAGAGUGGGAAUUCUUGGUUGAAUGCAGUGAAGAAGGCCUUCAGAUCUCCCACCAACGACGAUGAGAAGAAGAGAAGCAGCAGAAGAAGAGAAGAUCACGAGCCAAAAGAAGAAGAAAAAAAAAGUGGAAAGAAGAGAUGGAUAUUCGGCAGGCAUUUAUCUGUGAAGACGACGACUCAGCACAACGUUGUAAAUUCUUCGGCAGUUAGCGGAGAAGAGAAUUUGGUGAGGAAGCAGCCCAAAAUGGAGGGCGAGCACAAACAUGCAUUGGCGGUGGCUAUGGCGACCACGGCAGCACUGGAGAUCAUCCGGCUCACUAGGCCGGCCCUUUUGCUCAAACAAGACAAGGCUGCUCUCUUCAUUCAGAAAAUUUUCCGAGGAUACCUGGCAAGGAGAGCUCUAAUGGCGUUAAGAGGCGUGGUGAAGCUGCAGGCGGUAAUAAGAGGCCACAAUGUCCGAAAACGUGCAAAAAGGACCCUCCGAUGCAUCCAAUCUCUCGUUCGGGUUCAAUCCAUAGUUUGUAACCAGCGCCGGAGGCUGUCCUGCGAAGCCGCAACCUUAGACUCAAUGUUCACGCAGUCGAGUCGAGUUUCGAAUCGCUCGGCCGUCGGUCCUACCGAGCUUGAAAAAAUUCAUGCUUUAAUACACAAGACAAAAGAAUGCUCACUCAAACAGGGCAACACGCUAGCUCAUGCAUUGUCUAAGCAGAUUUGGGUGACUGAGGAUGAAGAUUCAAGCAGGAAAACAGGAUAUAGUUGGAUGAGGAAAGAUAGGAAUCUAUGCAACCAAAGAGAUCCAAUCAAGACUAUUGAAGUAGAUUCCAUGCUUGUGCCUGCAGGUUUAAAUGCGAAGCGCCUCAAUCUCGGUCUUCAAUCUCCUAGAACUCCCAAGACGAGGUGUUAUCAGCAAGAUGAAGCUGAGUCGCCUAGCUCACGAAGGAUGAGCAUGAGCGACAAGUCUUGCCCUUUGCCUCGACCAAACUAUAUGACGGCCACUGCAUCAGCUAUAGCGCGUGUUAGGCCAAGCAGCGCACCAAGGCACAGGCAGUCGAGCCCGAAUAGAGAUGAUCAAUCCAACUACCAAAGAUGCAGAGAUAAUAAGCCUUACUACGCCACUGAUUGACAUGCAAGAAGGGAUAAUGUGCCUAGAUUUCUAUGACAAUUCGUAGAUGAAUGCACAUCAUUUUAACUGUAAUAAGCUCAGCAAGCAAUCUUCGAUGUGCCUUCAACAACUUAUGUCUGAUCUUGAAAUUCCUCAGACUUGUUUUCCUCUGUUUUUCUGUGUUAGAGAAUUUGACUCAUUUUUGGGACAAUGCUGAAAUGGCUUAGAAUACUGGUCCCCUUGGGAUGUCUCGACAGCAAAAGACUUGAGAUUUGAAUUUCGUCAA
This is a messenger RNA of Salvia splendens (bonfire salvia), 1477 nucleotides long. Its product is annotated as protein IQ-DOMAIN 17. Lineage: Eukaryota; Viridiplantae; Streptophyta; Magnoliopsida; Lamiales; Lamiaceae. Bases 82 to 1212 code for a protein of 376 amino acids. Gene Ontology annotation, molecular function: protein binding. The transcript has 4 exons. The record is from RefSeq and is a predicted model, not a curated record.